This is a messenger RNA of Pocillopora damicornis (cauliflower coral), 1328 nucleotides long. RefSeq lists its product as uncharacterized. NCBI's taxonomy places the organism in Eukaryota, Metazoa, Cnidaria, Anthozoa, Scleractinia, Pocilloporidae. The record is from RefSeq and is a predicted model, not a curated record.
AAGAUUAACAAUGGCAAAAAAUACAGAACAAUCUGAAAGUAUCAUCGAGUAAAGCUUGAUCGUAAAUCCCUAGUGAGCUACUGUCAACAGAGCCCGAGAUUGAAAGACAUCUUAACAGAACCACAAAGAGCAGGUUUUACAAGAUGGCGAGCGCUACCCCAACGAUCAUAGCAGCUGUCGUAGGCAUCGUAGCUUUACUCAUAGUUAUUCUAAUCCCGACCAGCUUCUCUAGUGUGGAAUAUUACGAGCUCGGCUUCAAGAGACGAAAGUCCACUGGUUUUGUAGACAUCAGCGAGGUCUACACUUCUGGUCGGUACUUUGUGGGACCUGACUACACCUUCAAGGUUUUCCCAGCUGAUGCUCAUUUUGUCGAGCUUGACGAGAUUUCUGUGUGGACUGGGGACAAAAUCGAAAUCAAAAUCAGUUGCAAUUUUCAAUAUUUUCUGAGAAAGGAUUUUCUGCCAGAUUUACACGAAGCCUACAAUGUCGACUACAAGCCUGUGGUCAGGGGAACGGCUAUUGACGCCAUAAAAGGGCGCGCUGCAGAUUUACCGAUCGACGACUACAUAAGGAACCGAGAAAAUAUCGAAAAGGAAUUGUUCAAAGCUCUUGCCAAGCGUGUAGAUGGCUGCUGCAGGGAAACCUGUCCUACCGACGAAGAGGAGAUGCCCGCUUGUGGCUACUGUAUUAAAAAUUCCUUGUGUGAGGAUGACGAAAGAGGAAUGUUCGUGGAAGUCAGAUACUUCCAGCUAUUGGCGGUCGAUGUGCAUGAAGAUGUGAAAAGUCGGUAUCUCCGUCAAGUCACAGAGGCAGCUGAAGAAGAACGUGCCCAAUUUGAAUUGCGGGAAAAGGUUGUUCGAAAGGAAACCGAGAGGAUUAAGAACAAGAUCUACAACGAAGCUCGAGAGAUUGCUCAGAAUGCGAGCGCCAAAGCCGUUGUUAUCGACGCUGAGGCAAAAGCGAAAGCUCUACGAGUGGUAGAAGAAGCGAGAUCGGAAGGCCUCAAGAACCUGUACUCAGAACUAGGGAUAACUACUGACGAGGAGAAAGCUGCUUUUAACUACCUACGAUCAUUACGGCAAAACAAAAACGUCAAACUUAACGUCGGCUACAAAUCCCUCGCUCAAUUCCAAAAUUAAGACCCACUAACAAUGAGUCGCUGACAUUGCCAGAAUUUUUUGUUUUUGCAACCGAGAGCCUGGCUUAGGCUGACAUAGCCACUGUAUUUAGGGGGCUGUUAAUUCACGAAGUGACGCCGGUAUCAAAAGUGCCCAUCACUCUCGUUAAGAAGAUGAUUGAAUUUGUAAGUAAAAGUGCUUGGUUUUGUA